UCUGCUUCUUUUCUUAGAUAUUCCUCAGGGUUUGGUUUGCUUUAUUGAUCCCUACUAAGCAUUGAACUGAUACCUUCAUCAGACUCGCAACUAUCUUUUAAAAUCCCAAGAUCUUUCUCCUAAGUGACAGUAGGAACUCUAUCCAAUCGGAGGCUUUGGGAAGGAGCAAGCGGAGACCAUCGUAUCGGCAUUAAUAACCCUGUCGAAUGUCAGCUUAGACACAGUCUAUAAGGACAUGGUUACGCAGGCUCAGCAGGAAAUAACUUUACAGCAGAUAAUGGCACAUUUGGACUCCAUUCGAAAAGAUAUGGUCAUCUUGGAGAAAAGUGAAUUUGCAAACUUGAGAGCGGAGAAUGAGAAAAUGAAAAUUGAAUUAGAUCAAGUUAAACAGCAGCUAAUGAAUGAAACCGGUAAAAUCCGAGCUGACAGCAAGCUAGACAUAAACCUGGAAAGGAGCAGAGUGACAGAUAUGUUUACAGAUCAGGAGAGGAAACUGAUGGAAGCAACUACAGAGUUUCAUAAAAAAGAUUCAAGUACCAACAGUGUUAUCUCAGAAAUCAGUAAUAAAAUUGACACUGAAAUAGCUUCCUUAAAAACGCUCAUGGAAUCAAAUAAACUCGAUACGAUACGUUAUUUGGCAGCUUCAGUAUUCACUUGCUUAGCAAUAGCACUGGGAUUUUACAGGUUCUGGAAAUAGAUCCAAGUGGAAUGGCUGCAUCAAAUACAGAUGGAGAAAAGGCCACCCAGGCAACAUCAGUUAGACGAUCAUGUUUGCGCUGUAGAUAACCUUGGUAUCUUUUUGUUUUGGUAUUCUUACCGUGCACUAAAAGUGUUUUCUGAAUAUGUAACACUAAAGAUCAAAAUAACUGGGGGGGAAGCAGGCAAAUAGUAAUAUUUCAUUGUCCCCUAUUGAAUACUGUAUUUAUUUCAAAGGACUUUUAUGCUAAAUCAGAAAGUGUUUCCUAGUGUGUUUUAGAAUUAAUUUUGUUUUCUUUUGGAAUAUUCUCCAAGGAACGUUCUCACUCUCAGCUCCUCUCGAAAUGGAAAUAUUAAACUUUGAUAUGCCCUUGAAAUGGGAAUACUAUUCCCAAGUUAGUAUUCCCAAUAUGGGAAUACUAAUGACAGAUUCCAACAGAUCUACUCUGAUCCAAGUAAAUUAAUCUUAAAUAUAGGAUCUGGAUUUUUGCCUUCAGUCUGUUCCUCUCUUUUCUGAUGGAUUGAAGCCUGGCACUUUGGGUUUUUUAUUUAUAUACAAACACACACUCCAAGGCCUUUACUAAAGAAUUCUUGUUUUUCUUGAAAACUGGUUUACAUAAAUUUAAAAUCUCAUGUAGAACUAAAAUGCCGCCAUAGUUGGUUUUUUUUUUUUUAGUAUCUUUUGCAAUUUCCAUAACCCCAGAGGACAACAGGGUGGGAGAACUUCUCCCUUUGUCUUUCCAAGGGGAAAUGCCUCCACUCUCAGCAACUGUGUACAGCCCUGGGGCAGAUAAGGGCUCUUAACUCCUCCAAGUAGUGCAGAGUAUUUCCAAUAAACCCUCACAUAUUUUCGGGCAUAGGAUCUGGCUGGUAACAUGGAAAUACUCAGCAUCUCAGUGGUGCCAGUGUGACGGUGGCCAUCCUCCCGUCUCCACACUCCUCUGGACUGUUCUGUAAUCCCGUGGGACACACUGACUCCCCUAACUUCUGGUGAUGACCCCUCUACCUUCUGCAAGGACUUCACAACUCUUGUUGUAGAGAUGGGACAUAGCAGGUGGAUGCCUUCCAAAACUGAAGCAGUUACACCUUGUUGAGUAUAAAUGCAUAUGCUUGGUUUGAUUCUUUUAAUAAUAUAGUAAUUAAAAAAAAUCUUCCUGGAUUAAACUUUUAAGUAAGAGCAGGUCCCUUAUGGGCUAAAGAGUAUUUAGUACUCAUAGCAGCAAUUUUUUCUAUUGCAGUUUUAUUCUGUUUACAGUUGAACUUGCUGGUAUCCUGCCAAUUCUUAUAUUCUGUGCAUUAAAUUAUUUAUCAUCUUCAUUUAAGAAAAUAAAAUUAAUUUCUUA
Aptenodytes forsteri (emperor penguin) is the source of this 2039-nucleotide messenger RNA. It is a transcript of the gene CCDC90B, whose product is annotated as coiled-coil domain containing 90B. Bases 236 to 697 code for a protein of 153 amino acids. The transcript is spliced from 8 exons. The record is from RefSeq and is a predicted model, not a curated record. NCBI's taxonomy places the organism in Eukaryota, Metazoa, Chordata, Aves, Sphenisciformes, Spheniscidae. Gene Ontology annotation, cellular component: mitochondrion.